AUGGAUAACCGUGUGCCAUACUUCGUCUAUAGGCACAUCUUAGUAGAGAAAGUUCUAGCUUCUGACGGGUCAGUGGUUCCUAUGAUGGUGAAGAAUCAUGGAAGUCCCUACGGAGUUUACUGGUACUUAAGCGACAAGAAUGACUUUUCGCUCCGAGCACUGGAGAAGACAGCGCUUAAGAAUGUUAUGAACCAUGUCGCAGGGUACAACACAGCAAACGGGGACAAAAAGAUCCUUAUUGGUGUGGACAUCAGUAACGAAGGUCUCGUCGACAAGAUACAGGCCGGAACAGGUGGCGGCACCAUUUACGAGAAUCCAGCAACCUGGUCUGCUCGGUCUGCGUUUGCAUCUGAGGCGGCUUUCGUUCAACGCACUAUGUGGGAAUUUCAAGUCAAUCUAGCCAACGCGGUUAAAGAGUCCAACUACCCAGUCUGGACAAGAUCAAAUAUCAACUCUGCCCUCAGCGUGCAGGUCACCUAUAACGAGGCGAUGCGGGCCAACGGUGGUACCAGUGUCGAUUUCUGCGGCUUGGACCCCUACAUUUCAAAUGUCACGCAGUUAUGGGAGUUUGGUCAUCAGCAGGUGACCAUUGGCGGUACUAACGUGAACUGGGCCAUGGGAUCUAAUGUGCCAAUGAUCAUGGAGAACGGCGGCGAAUAUACCACGUCUGAGUGGCUCAUUCUUUCCACGCUUGCCGGCGGUGGCUACUACAAUGUUUACGACUUGAUGGACCAGGAGACCUACGGUAUGUGGCUUCCAGCGAACAGGGCGGCUGGCAACUUUACCCCAGUACCUCGCGGAUCCUAUAUGACGGGUGUCAUUAGCACAAAUCAAAUCCUCAAGUCUCUCUCUGCGGACCUUGCAACAAAAGUGCCCAAUGGAGCGGGGGGUACCGAUAUGGUCUUUUUCAAUGCGCUUAAUGCCAGCACCAACUUGACGGAUAGCCUGUGGUCGAUCCCUGUUUCAUACUCGCCCACGAGUGGCGCUGUUGGCAUCGGUAUCGUGAGGAGUGACGUAGCCAUCUUGCUUGCAACAACCCGCAAAGCCAACUUCACCCUCAGUGACAUCGCGUCGUACGGUAUCGCCUCUGUUCAGCAUGGCAGUUACUCCAGUGCCGGAAACUGGGUCUCCAGUGGAAACCAUGCGUACACUACCAGUGGGCAAAACAUUACCAUCCAGCUCACCCAAGGUACCCUUGUUCACAUUGAACUCAGGAAUAAAAUGUCCAAAUAA
Messenger RNA from Penicillium canariense, 1233 nucleotides. RefSeq lists its product as uncharacterized. The transcript has a single exon. Lineage: Eukaryota; Fungi; Ascomycota; Eurotiomycetes; Eurotiales; Aspergillaceae. The record is from RefSeq and is a predicted model, not a curated record. Bases 1 to 1233 code for a protein of 410 amino acids.